CUCUCGUAAUCUGCUAAUCGAAUUUGGAUGGAAUAUCUGACAUCUUCAGAGCAACCAGUCUUUCUAGGAGCUAUUUUGCAGUGGUCGAAGGAAAUACAUUCGGUCAGGUAAAUCGCGAGUAAACAACAAACUUGCGAACAAAAGUGCGAGGUUUACAAAGGCUCUAUUAAUCAACAAUUGUAUCUUAUGGUAAUAGCGUCAAAGAACUGUUUAAACACUUCAAUGCGAUUGGUCAACAUUAGAAUCCAUUAGAACCCACGGGAUACUGGCCGGAACGUUCGAUCUAAUUUCCAUGACUUGAGGUUCCGUGCGUUAAAUGAAGUGAAAAGAUUGAGUCAUAAAUGUCUUAACUACGUGGAAAUUGACUUUCUGGAGAGGUGACCUAAAUGAGGACGUAUCAAGGUAGUUUUACAACGAAGGAACCAACAAUUCGCCGGCAAACACAAUAUGAGCUCUAGUAAUAAGGAAUUGUUUGUCAACGGUUCUUCGUUCGAAGACGAGUAUGGGACUGCGAGACUCGCAUCCGUUAUUUAUCUGUGUGCCGUAGGAGUUUGUGGGAUUAUUGCAAACUGUCUGGUGAUUUUUGUAUUUUGGAAAUACCCAAAGCUCAGAACAGCCGCUAAUUUGUUUAUUCUGAACCUGGCAUUCUGCGAUGUGAUGCUUUCCAUCUUAGACAAUACUUUUUCAAUCGCGUCCACGUUGUAUGGAAGAUGGUUGUUUGGUCGCGCCGGUUGUGUUGUGUACGGGUUUUUCCACUACUUCUUCAUCUGCUGUACCGUUUCAACGCUAGCGGCGAUUUCUGUGGAUCGAUUCUUUUUUAUCACCCGGCCGAGCCAGACCCGGGCUGUUCAAGUAAUUACGAGACGAAAGGCGAUUGCAAUAGUACUCAUAAUCUACCUUUAUACCUUUUUGUUUACAUUUCCUCCAUGUGUUGGAUGGAAUUCGUUUGUGGAGGAAAAAGUUUUUUUCAGUGGCUGUUACAUUAACUUUGGCGAUCAAAGAACCUCCUCUAUUGUUUAUUCAGUUAUUGCACUUUUUUUUCUUUUCCUCGUGCCUCUUUCAGUGAUGAUCUAUUGCUACGCGCGCAUUUUUGUCGCUGUACGCCGAAGUACGCAGCGUACAAUUGGAAGAUCACUUGGAACGCCGAAUUCUGUCAAGAAGCGGUAUCCCGUCUUAAAGAGAACACACAUACAGACUGCGAAAAUGAUCAUAGUUGUUAUAUUUUUCUCCAUGAUCGUGUGGGUACCUUAUGUUGUCGUCUCGUUGAUCAAAGCUUCGGAUAGCUACAUUGACCCUCUCCUGUCACACAUUACAGUUGUGGUUGCUAAGUCGUGCGUGAUUUACAAUGUGCUUAUCUACGUGAUGUUAAACCGCAAGCUUAAAGCUGCGAUUUUGGAUGCAGUUUGUUGUGGGAGGCAAAGCUUUUUCCUAAUCGGAUCACCAAGUUCCGCCAACAACGUGAACAGAAAUAGAAUCAGUCGUAUUUUGAGCGAAACGGAGGUUCCUUCUCAAGUCGUCGAGGCCCAGAAGAAUAGAUUGAGUGCUUUGACACUGCAGCGAUCAAACGAGAAUAUGCUCGAAGAAUUUUCUGAUCAUCUUUCUCCGCCUUUUAUCCCGAAGGUAAAGAAUGGUGUUGUGAAAAGCGUAGAGUUUAAAGAUGGCCAAAGAAGAGACACAGUCUUUGGUACUAGUAAAGAGGAGUUGGAAGAAGUUCUAAAUGGAAGAGAUCCCAUACCGGCAUCAGAGUCUAAUGGUGAUACUUUUCACCAUGGAGAAGAUUUUUAUUCAAGACGAAAAAAAGUCUCAAAAAUACAGCGAUCUUUGAAUGGAAAUCAUAUGGGUAAUGGAUCAUUAAUUACCUUGCAUGAUGGAACAUCUGAUCAGAAUCAUUCGCGACAGGGUGCUAGUGAAAAGAGUACACCUUUGAACGCGACAGAUGUAACGUCGCCACGCAAUGGUACACUACCAAUUGAAAGAACACAACAUUUUACGCACGUAACAAAUGAAACGCCUCUGUGUACUUUACCACGAGAAACAGCUGGACAGAAUCUUCAACGCGUCUGUCACCUUUAUUCUUCGGCUACUAAUCCGCGAUCGCAAAAUCUUUCUUCACCAUCGCAGAUGUACAAGAAAGGUACAAGACCUGCGAGCGCGCAACGAGUAAAGAAGAGAGAGUCACCCGAUUCGAGUAUUCCGCGCGCGAGUACGAGCACUGAUCAAGAAAGCGAUCUCUCGAGGACUUCUCGCGAGGGAUCUUUCGUUCAACGAUCGGUAAGUAAUUCACACAAAACUAAGAAACUACGAUCUGGAAAUCGUAGAACGAACGGGAAAAAUACGAUGCCAUCGCGAACGAAAAGUCACGCAAGUUAUGGGAGAAGGGGCCACAUAUCAAACAGGGAUCCACUCCAAACUUCCGCCCAUGAAUUGCUGGAAAUACAGAAUUUUUGGAAGCGCAUGAGUCUGUGUCUAGACGAUAUUGAUCUGGAUGAAGUGACGAGAGAGAUGGAAAUGGUUUGAUUCGUGGUUUUGGAUCGACUUAGUAUCACGUUUCACGAAAGAGCGCGAUAUGUCUUAGCGCAGAACGCGCGCGAUGUAGUACGUGAAAUGGCACUCAAUUUCGACAGAUUGUGGAAAACGGGCGAUAUGAUCAAAUAAAAUAUUUUUAGGCUGAGACAUUUAUAGAGUAAAUUAAUUCAAAUGUUGAGACGUGAAAGGGUUAUUUUGAUUUUAACGUGGUGCCUUUUAUAUAGUGUCAAUUGCGAAGCAUUUACAAAGAAAAGUAUUUCCAAUGUUGAGGCGCGUUAAAAGAUUACUUAAAUUCUAUCUCAGCGCUGCAUCAUGGCCUUAGUGCUUUUUUAUUGUAUUUUCAUAAAUUUGUUUAUGAACCGUCAACACCGCCCGGUUUUUUUUUCUUUUUUUUUUUCACUCUCUCUCUUGAAGCAGCAGCUUAAGUGUGUUUUGACUUUUUCACCUGAAUCUUUAGAGGAUUUUAAAUUAAUCAUUCCACAAUUUUUGGUUCUAGUUUAGACAUCAGAAUUAUUUUCUGGUCGUGUACUUCAGCAAAUCAUGGCGACGAACAUUUUAAAAGAAAUUUCGAUCUUCAAGGCAGCGCGUUAAGCAAAUGCAAAUCUCCACAAAUCAUCUUGAAUUCAUGAGUUUUUUCAAAGUGAAUGCUGUAAAAAAUUCUUGGGGCCAAGAUGGUAAGAGGGUAUGUAAGUAGGACAGUAUUUCUUGAAUUUUUCCCAACAGGAGAUAAAGAGUGACUGCUUGGGAGUUAAAUUUGACGGAAGUUGAAGCGUGUUUUUACGAAAAUGGCAAAACUGAAAUCUGAUCAGUUUACUCAUCGUUUCAAUAUUAUUAAUUAACACCGCAGAAAUAUAAUCUUAAGCUGAACAAAAUGCAACUGUUUUCGUCUUAGUCCACAAACGGAAAAGCGAGCGUAAACUGAGUUUAAUUUUUGCCGUUUGCCGUAAACAGCCCUUAACUUUUCUGAAAACGUUUUUUCUUGAUAGAAUGUGAAAAUGUUGUCAUUUAUUUAUUGCAAGUGACUAAGAGACCGCCUUAUUUAAAUUGUAACUGUGCUCUCUUGUUGUAUCUCGGAGGAGAGAUGUUUAUUUGAUUGAUUUUUAAGGUUUAAUACGCGCUAUACCUAUAUCAAAAAGAAUAGAAACGUUUCUAUUAUGGGAAAUAAUUCAUUUCCUCAAGUUAAAAUGUUUUGUUGAGUUUUCCAAAGUUCAUAAUAAUUUUUUUACCAAUAUUUUUUUUUUGGGUUUCUAUUCCCUUCAAAUUUUUAUUGUUUAAACUGCAGAGAGCAAUAUGUAUUGAAUGAAAUUCUGAGUAGAACGGAAUCUUUGUAUGAAUGGCGCCGAGAACGUAAGGCGCACAUUUCAUGUUGCUCGCGCAAUUUAGACACAAUACUCGCUCUUCGGGUGAGUAUGAGGAAAUGUACGCUGAAAUCUAUUUACGUUAAUUUUAUCACACCCGUUUGUUAUUGCAUCACGGAAUUCAUACACACGUUAAUAUAAUAUAGUUAGAGUUUCAGAUUUUAUAGGGCGAACACAAAAAUUUGAUGACCAUUUCAAUUAAAAUUUCACAAUUGAUUACUUCUA
Molecule: messenger RNA, 4109 nt
Organism: Pocillopora damicornis (cauliflower coral)
Lineage: Eukaryota; Metazoa; Cnidaria; Anthozoa; Scleractinia; Pocilloporidae
Biological process (GO): G protein-coupled receptor signaling pathway
Cellular component (GO): membrane
Molecular function (GO): G protein-coupled receptor activity
Source: RefSeq, a predicted model, not a curated record